This is a messenger RNA of Salvelinus sp. IW2-2015, 763 nucleotides long. It is a transcript of the gene iqck, whose product is annotated as IQ motif containing K. The transcript has 7 exons. The annotation marks the transcript as partial. NCBI's taxonomy places the organism in Eukaryota, Metazoa, Chordata, Actinopteri, Salmoniformes, Salmonidae. The record is from RefSeq and is a predicted model, not a curated record. Gene Ontology annotation, molecular function: protein binding.
UUGUUUGCUAUUGGUUUCUUUUAAAGACUUGAGCAAUUAUACAUAUUGCUCAAAAACGGAAGUACGAACAUACGUUGUCCUUGACAACCAGCAAUGCGUUCUUAGCAACUGCCUCAGAAUGGCAAAGAUUAUUGGUGCUAAGAAAUCAUUGUGGCAACAAGUCUGUGAAGAAUAUGAGUCGGAGCAGCCCAGUCCACCCAGCGCUGCUUGGACAGACAGUGGUUCAGUGAGCACUCAUGUCUCCCAGUACAGCGCCAGCAAGCACUCUCCUGUCUUCUAUGGUCUCAUGGCAGUUAAGGUUGCUGUGGAUGAUGACCCUGUGAAGCAUGUUGACCCUCUUCUGAGCCACCCUGCCCUUGCUGGAUACUCUGCCUUGGACAAACCUCCAUCCUCCUGUCACAGACAGCCUCUGACCACACACCCUGCAUCCACUGCCCAGCUCCAUCAACGCCCAAUCACCCAGUUCCUGGAGGGGUCUGUGUUCCCAGUGCUACUGCCUGGACUGGAGGCCAUGCUGAGAGAGGCCCAGAGACAACACUGCCUGGAGAGGAAAAGAACAGCAUUCAACGCUUGUGACUUCCUAACUGAGUGGCUGUACAAUCGGAACCCCCGCCGGCAGGGACAGGCCCCUGUGGACUUCCAUGAGAUCCCAUUUGUCAAGGACUGGCUCAGAAUACAUCCCAGGCCUCCCAUCCCUCUCUCCCUACUGCUGUCAGACCAGCAGGCUGCUGUUCUCAUCCAGUCCUUCUGGCGGGGCUAUACC